Molecule: messenger RNA, 1967 nt
Organism: Hyaena hyaena (striped hyena)
Lineage: Eukaryota; Metazoa; Chordata; Mammalia; Carnivora; Hyaenidae
Gene: ASCC1
Product: activating signal cointegrator 1 complex subunit 1
Exons: 10
Coding region: 230-1303 (357 amino acids)
Biological process (GO): DNA alkylation repair; regulation of DNA-templated transcription
Cellular component (GO): nucleus
Molecular function (GO): RNA binding
Source: RefSeq, a predicted model, not a curated record
AGGACGGCGGCGUGCGCGCGCCCGCGCGGAAGGAAACCGCGCCGGCGUGCGCGCGCUCGCGUUUGUGGGCGUGGCCAGGGUGGAGAGUAGCUGUGGACGCGCUCUGGGAGAGGACUUCCGGUUCCUUCGGUUUACCCCGGCGUUAGCGCGGUUUGUCUGCAGCUCCUGGAGUUCUUUUCUCUUCAGUCGAUUUGGUGAUUUCACUAGAACACUAUUGGGAGAAAGUAUCAUGGAAGUUCUGCGCCCACAGCUUGUAAGGAUUGGUGGACGGAUUUACAGAAAAAAUCCCAUCCAAGAACAGACUUAUCAACAUGAAGAAGAUGAUGAAGACUUCUAUCAAGGCUUCAUGGAGUGUGCAGAAGAGCCCUGUGAUGCCUACGAGGUGGUGCAGACCCAGCAAGGUUUCCGGUGUACCGUGAAGGCCCCCAGCCUGCUGUACAAGCAUAUAGUUGGAAAGAGAGGGGACACUAGGAAGAAACUAGAAGUAGAAACCAAAACUUCUAUUAGCAUUCCUAAGCCUGGACAAGAAGGAGAAAUUGUAAUCACUGGACAGCAUCGCAGUGGUGUAAUUUCAGCCCGAACUCGGAUUGAUGUUCUUCUGCUCACUUUUAGAAGAAAGCAGCCCUUUACUCACUUCCUUGCCUUUUUCCUCAAUGAAGUGGAGGUUCAGGAGCGAUUCCUGAAGUUCCAGGAGGAAGUACUGCAGAAGUGCUCCAUGGAUCAUGGGGUUGAUAGCACCAUUUUCCAGAAUCCCAAAAAGCUUCACCUAACUAUUGGAAUGUUGGUGCUUUUGAGUGAGCAAGAGAUCCAGCAGACGUGUGAGAUGCUACAGCAGUGUAAAGAGGAAUUCAUUGAUGACAUUUGUGGGGGCAAACCCCUUGAGGUAGAGAUGACAGGGAUAGAAUACAUGAACGAUGAUCCUGGCAUGGUGGAUGUUCUUUAUGCCAAAGUCCAUAUGAAAGAUGGCUCCAACAGGCUGCAAGAAUUAGUCGAUCGAGUGCUAGAACGUUUUCAGGCAUCUGGACUAAUAGUGAAAGAGUGGAAUAGUGUGAAACUCCAUGCUACAGUCAUGAACACUCUAUUCAGGAAAGACCCCAAUGCUGAAGGCAGGUACAAUCUCUACACAGCGGAUGGCAAAUAUAUCUUCAAGGAAAGAGAAUCAUUUGAUGGCCGAAACAUUUUAAAGCUCUUUGAGAACUUCUACUUUGGCACCCUGAAGCUCAAUUCCAUUCACAUCUCCCAGAGGUUCACAGUAGACAGCUUUGGGAAUUAUGCCUCCUGUGGGCAGGUCGACUUCUCCUGAGGAGGAUCUUGGGAAGCGCUAGGAAUUGAACAUCCUCACAAGGUGCCGAGGGAAAGAGGAUCUUGUGUUUUCAUUGCCGAAGAGAGAUUUGGAAAUUUGGAUGGUGACCUUCCUGGAUGGUUCCCCACAACACAGCAUGGCCUCUAAUAUAAUAGUUGUCCACAGUCAGCAAACCGCCCGUCAGCCCAGGUGGUUGUGGGCACAGGGGAACUUGUGCCUUGAACCCUGGCUUCUUCCUCUUUCACAGGGUCUGCUUUCUUCCUGACGCUCUUCUCUGGAAGUGCACCUCUCAAGCCUACUGGAGCUGGGAUUCACAUUAUUUCUUACAUGCCUGCUGAUUCUGCCCCAGCCCUUAAGCUCUUUCAUAUGAAUACUUUAAAAGAGAAUUAAAGACAUGGUUUUAUUACUGUCUCCACCUAAAUUGAAUGUCUCCAGUUUUUAAGAAGGUUGAUUUUUACUUCCCUUUGUACCAUAACUUUUAAUCACUCCCCAGAAUUUCUUUGUGGUAAAAUACAUAGAAGGUUUACCAUCUUACCUGCUUCGUUGUAAGUGUAUAGUUUGGUAGUGUUAAGUAUAUUCACAUUGUUGUGAAAUGUUUCCAGAACUUUCUCACCUUGAAGAUCUGAAACUAUACCCAAUUAAACAACUCUCCGUGUCCCCAUCC